Messenger RNA from Cuscuta europaea, 1238 nucleotides. The record is from the annotation of a GenBank genome assembly. NCBI's taxonomy places the organism in Eukaryota, Viridiplantae, Streptophyta, Magnoliopsida, Solanales, Convolvulaceae.
GUACAAGAAACUAUUACGCACAGUGGACCUCACAAAGGACUUCUUUUUCAGCUAUUCAUAUCUUAUUAUGCUUAGUCUUCAGAAAAACUUAAGCAAUCAUGAAUCGGAACUUGUUCUUUAUGAAACAAUGUUCGUAUGGAAUGAGUUCUUGACUCGUGGGAUCCGCAAUCAGCUCAGGAAUACUAUGUGGACUGUGGCUUUAGUUUAUGGAUUCUUUAAAGAGGCCAAACUUCCAAUUUGUGAGAAAGACUUCAAGUUGAUCCUUAUUGCGAGACGAUCUCGUCACUAUGCCGCAACUAGAUAUUUGAAGAGAGGUGUAAAUGAGAAGGGUAGAGUAGCCAAUGAUGUGGAGACAGAACAAAUUGUGGUCGAAGAUGUUCCUGAAGGGUGUCCAGUACACAUUAGCUCUGUUGUGCAGAACCGUGGGUCAAUACCUCUUUUCUGGUCACAGGAAACUUCAAGACUAAAUAUUAAGCCUGAUAUUAUAUUGUCAAGGAAGGACCCUAUGUAUGAAGCUACCCAGCUUCACUUUGAGAACCUAGUCAAGAGAUAUGGAAAUCCAAUUAUCAUAUUGAAUCUUAUCAAGACCCGUGAGAAGAAGCCCAGAGAAUCUAUUUUGCGUGCAGAAUUUGCUAAUGCUAUUGAUUGUAUCAAUAAAAAGCUCUCCGAGGAAAACCAUUUGAAGUUUCUUCACUGGGACCUAAAUAAAUUCACAAAAAACAAAGCUACAAAUGUAUUGAUGGCUUUAGGCAAGGUGGCUGCUAAUGCAUUGGAAUUAACUGGCUUCUUUUACUGUCAUGUAAAUCCAUCUUCAAGGACAGCAGAAUUGUUGAAUUUCCCAUAUGCAAGUAACAAAUGCAAACAAGACGGCUCCGAGGAAGAUCUUCAUAAUGUUGCUGUGAACACUCAUUGUGUUGAAAGUGGACUAAACUACAAUAAAGACGAUUCACAUGGAAUUCAAUCCACCAAGUGCCCAAACUUCCAAAGAGGGGUCCUAAGAACAAACUGCAUUGACUGUCUAGAUCGUACCAAUGUUGCUCAAUUUGUAUAUGGGCUUGUUGCUAUGGGCCAUCAACUGCAUGCUUUGGGCUUUAUAGAUGUGGAAAAUAUAGAUUUGGAUUCUCCUUUGGCAGAUGCUUUAAUGAAGAUAUAUGAAUCAAUGGGAGACACUCUUGCGCUACAGUAUGGUGGAUCAGCUGCACACAACAAGGUGACCUUAUUCUCAAUUAAGAAUUUCA